AUGAAACGACUAGUCUUUCCAAAUAUAGUGGAGUCAAACAAAGAAAUCAUGUCUCUGACAAACACCUGUGUGAUGAAUGCUGUUGGGGUUAAGCCAGCACUGCCUGGAAUUUCGAGCUCGAAAAAGUUCGGAUUUUUUAGCUUCAAUGGUGGAAAUCGAGCCAUUGAUUCGAAAACCAGAGGGGUUUGCCUAAUCAAGGCUUCUAUGGAAGAGACGCAGACGCUUAAACUGGAUGUUAAUGGCAGGGUGGAUAAGUUGACAAAUGGGCAUGCAGGGAAAAAUGAUAACCAAUUGUCUACGGUAGGAAAUUCAACCAACAUAAAGUGGCAUGAAUCCCAAGUUGAAAAAAUUGACAGGCAGAAGCUUCUCCAACAGAAGGGUUGUGUUAUUUGGAUAACCGGUCUCAGUGGUUCAGGGAAGAGCACUGUGGCAUGUGCCUUGAGUCAAAUGUUGUACCAGAGAGGAAAGUUGUCUUACAUUCUUGAUGGCGACAACGUCAGGCAUGGCCUAAAUCGUGACCUUGGUUUUAAAGCAGAAGACCGUGUAGAGAACAUAAGGAGAGUUGGGGAGGUGGCAAAACUAUUUGCAGAUGCUGGAUUUAUUUGCAUUGCUUGCCUGAUUUCUCCAUACAGAAGGGAUCGGGCUGCCUGUCGUGCAAUGUUACCAAGUGGAGAUUUUGUUGAGGUGUUUAUGGAUGUUCCCCUCCGAGUUUGUGAGGACAGAGACCCAAAAGGCUUGUAUAAGCUUGCUCGUGCAGGGAAGAUCAAAGGUUUUACUGGCAUUGAUGAUCCAUAUGAACCUCCAUUGGAUGCUGAGAUAGCGUUGCAAUGCAACACAGGAGACUGUUCUACCCCAUAUGACAUGGCUCAAAAGGUCAUUUCGUACUUGGAGGAAAAAGGGUUUCUCCAAGCAUAA
This is a messenger RNA of Dovyalis caffra, 915 nucleotides long. NCBI's taxonomy places the organism in Eukaryota, Viridiplantae, Streptophyta, Magnoliopsida, Malpighiales, Salicaceae. The record is from the annotation of a GenBank genome assembly.